Molecule: messenger RNA, 2613 nt
Organism: Silurus meridionalis
Lineage: Eukaryota; Metazoa; Chordata; Actinopteri; Siluriformes; Siluridae
Gene: f13a1a.1
Product: coagulation factor XIII, A1 polypeptide a, tandem duplicate 1
Exons: 16
Coding region: 60-2237 (725 amino acids)
Biological process (GO): peptide cross-linking; blood coagulation, fibrin clot formation
Molecular function (GO): protein-glutamine gamma-glutamyltransferase activity
Source: RefSeq, a predicted model, not a curated record
CAGCGCAUCCGCCAGUUCAACACAAGAGACAGAGUGAAGACCACCUGUGUACUGACAUCAUGCCAACGUUUGAUACAUGUGACAGAAACCGAGGCCGGUUGAACCGACCAAUUUCCUGCGUCAAUGGAGAGAACAAGGUCAUGGCUGAGUUUGAAGCAUUUCAUGAUGCAACACCUCGGGCCCCCAUGUCUUCUGGUGCAGAUCUGACUGUGAUGAGUAUUAACAUGUAUGAGAAGUUGAACAAGGCUGCCCAUCAAACUGCUGCAUACAAUCUCAGCAACCUGAUCAUCCGCCGGGGUCAAGAGUUCACCAUGGGCAUUGUCUUCAAUCGUCCAUUUAACCCAAAAAUGGACUUGCUUUUUAUUGAGUUCCUGAUAGGCAAUAACCCCAUCCGUACCCAGAAGACUUUAAUCUCUGUGACCUUUGGUGGAAAAGACCAGACCAAUGACUGGGUUGUCCGUGUUAUAGAGACCGGCAACAGUAAAACAACACUAGGUAUCACACCAGCCACUGACUGCAUUGUGGGUUUGUACAGCACCUAUGUGAAGAUUAUUACCAAUGCUGGUAAACAACGCUCUCCAAGAAAUCCCAAUACAGAUUUCUACAUGCUGUUUAACCCCUGGGCAGAAAUGGAUCAGGUUUACCUCGCAGAUGAGGGCAAGAGGCAGGAGUAUGUGCUGAAUGAUGUGGGAAUGAUUUACAAUGGAGACUAUGCUAAUGUUGGCAAUCGACCAUGGAACUAUGGGCAGUUUCAGGAAGGAAUUCUCGAAGCUUGCAUCUUCCUUCUGGAUUCAGGAAAAAUGCCCCUCCAGUUCAGAGGAGAUGCUGCAAAAGUGGUUCGGAAAGCCUCAUCAAUGAUCAACUCAAUAGAUGAUAACGGGGUCCUAGAGGGUAGCUGGGGUGGUGACUUCAGCGAUGGUACUGCACCCACAGCCUGGACAGGCAGUGCAGAGAUUCUGCGCAAGUAUUAUUCAACAGGUGGUAAGCCUGUGAAGUAUGGCCAGUGUUGGGUGUAUGCUGGAGUUUGCAACACUUUCCUCCGCUGCCUUGGCCUUCCUGCAAGAGUAAUUACCAACUACUGCUCUGCACAUGACAGCGGUGGUAACCUGUCAACUGACAUUGUGCUGGACGAGGAUGGAAGUCUCGACAGCGAGGUCUCGGAUACCAUCUGGAACUUUCACUGCUGGAAUGAAGUGUUUUUAAAUAGGCCUGACAUCCCUGGAAAUUAUUCAGGCUGGCAAGUAGUGGAUGCCACUCCACAGGAGAUCAGUGAUGGUUAUUAUCGCUGUGGUCCUGCAGCUGUGAAAGCAAUCAAAGAGGCAAAUCUGGGCUAUUCAUUUGAUGCACGUUUUGUGUUUGCUGAGGUAAACAGUGAUGUUGUUUACUCUAAAAGAGACAAGUAUGGAAGCAUACAUGUCAUCUAUGUGGACAAGAACUAUGUAGGAAAGUUGAUUGUGACCAAACAGAUUGGCUCCAAUGAAUAUAUGAACAUCACAGACUCUUACAAAUAUAUAAAGAAAGUGUCACGGCGGCAGACACUAGAGCAACAGCAGGACGCCGAUGCUUUUCGCAGCGCUCGUGCCAUACUGCCGGAUGCUGAUGUGCAGCUGUACACCCAGACCACCAAAAACAACAAGGACAUAAACUUAAACAUGACCUUUAACAACCUGAGCAAUAAACAGCGCACCAUCACUUGUAAAAUCACAGGCAAAGUGGAAUACUACACCGGAGCCACCCGGACCCAGUUCAUGUUCCUCACCCACGAAGUGACCCUGCAACCUUCUGAAUCUAAGCAGGAGGUCAUCACAGUAACAGCAGAUGAAUACAAGAACUUCAUCAUCGGCCAGUCUUUCCUGUGCUUCAUUGUGUACGCCUUCAUCAACGAGACCACCAUGUCCCUGACUGCCAUGGAAUCGAUCCAUCUGGGUGUCCCUUCCCUCGACCUUGAGGUGUGUGGACUCUCUCAGGUUGGAAAGGAUAUGUUUGCGAUCUUGGGCUUCACCAACACACUCGGAUAUGACUUGAACAACGUCACUGUGCGCAUGGAGGGAAUAAACCUCUUCCCUGUGAAAACCAAAAAUUACAGCAUCAUUCAAGAAGGUUCUAAAAUAAAAUGGAUUGAGUCAUUCAAGCCUCAGGAGGCUGGAACCCAGGUGCUGGUGGCUUGCUUGGAUUGUCCUACUCUCAAAGAUGUGUGUGGACACCUGGACAUCAUCAUACAGCCUGAAGCCAACUAAGCAAGAAGAGACACACACACACACACACACACACACACACACAUACAAAGACAGACAGACAGAAAGAGAGAGAGAGAGAGAGACUUGCUUGCUUUUUUUGCUUUUCUAUUCUCAGUAUAUAAAGCUUUGUAUUGAUUAAAAUGAAUAUCACAACAACAUGUGGAGAUUGCUUACAAAUCUUGAUCUUGAAAAAAGGGAUAGUGAUUCAUAAUAGUCAGUAGCAUUUCAUUUGUUACGACACCCAAUUUAGUAAAAACCACUGAUUUAGAAAGCAUGAUUACUAUGGAUGUUAUGAACCUAUAUUCAUUCUGUACACUGUGGAUUUUGUAACUAAAGCAUACUGCAUACUAACAAUAAAUUUUGUGUGAAAAGCAAA